AUGGAACGAUCAUCAGAUAAUCUCGUUGGCCGAAAUGAGCACAUCAUUGACAUUCCGAGAAACGCCGCCAUUGCUUCCUCUUCUCAUGAUAGAAUCUCAAACGUUAUGGAGCCUCUACAGUUUGAAGAGGAGAGACCAUCGACUUCUCCUCCUGUGCCUGUUUCUCAGCCAGCUACAGCUACAGCUUCUUCUUCUUCUUCGUCUAUGCGGUCAAAUCCUAGAAGCAUCCGCCGCAGAAGAAGUCCUUUGAAUUCAGGUUUAUGGAUCUCCAUCGAACUGCUCCUCACUGUUGGUCAGAUCAUUGCGGCGAUCGUCGUUUUGUCUUUGUCGAAACAUGAGCAUCCUCGUGCACCGUUGUUCGCUUGGAUCGUGGGCUAUGCGUGUGGAUGCGUUGCCACGCUCCCGCUUUUGUACUGGAGAUAUUAUCAUUCGAAUCAGGCCUCUGAACAGGACUCUGGCCAGCAUCGUCCUAAUCUUAACGUCGCAGCGGGACCGUUCGCCUUCUCGAUAUCCAGGACAUCUGAAGGUGAUGGUCGACAGACCAAUGCUACGCCUUCUCGUGCUAGUAGAUAUCAUGGCUUCAUAACUGCUGCCAGACUUAAAGUUAUUGUGGAAUACUUCAAGAUGGCUCUGGACUGCUUCUUUGCGGUGUGGUUUGUGGUAGGUAAUGUAUGGAUAUUUGGAGGGCACUCAUCUGCAGCCGAGGCUCCUAACUUGUACAGGUUAUGUUUAGUGUUUCUUACCUUUAGCUGUAUCGGCUACGCGAUGCCCUUCAUCCUCUGCACAACGAUAUGCUGCUGCUUGCCGUGCAUAAUCUCAAUUCUCGGAUACAGAGAAGAUCUAACUCAACCUCGAGGUGCCACGUCUGAGUCGAUAAAUGCAUUGCCGACUCAUAAGUUUAAGUUAAAGAAGAGCAGAAGUAGUGGCGAGGACAAUGGUUCAAGUGUUAGCGAAGGUGGAGUUGUGGCGGCUGGAACAGAUAACGAACGUACGAUUUCAGGAGAAGACGCUGUAUGUUGCAUUUGCUUAGCUAAGUAUGCGAACAACGAGGAGUUAAGAGAGCUUCCAUGCUCACACUUCUUCCACAAAGAGUGUGUUGACAAAUGGCUCAAGAUCAAUGCCUCUUGCCCUCUUUGCAAGAGCGAGGUUGGGGAGAAAAACUCUGAUUUGACAAGCCAGGGGGUUUUAACCUCGCUCUCCUCUGGGGAAAAUGAUAGCAAUCAGCAACCGCAACAACAGCAACAGCGGAAUGAACAUAGAGUUGAGAGUGGUUUGGCCUAG
Microthlaspi erraticum is the source of this 1281-nucleotide messenger RNA. Lineage: Eukaryota; Viridiplantae; Streptophyta; Magnoliopsida; Brassicales; Brassicaceae. The record is from the annotation of a GenBank genome assembly.